GGCUUCCUUUUCUUGUCAUGGAUUAUUUUCUUCGUCCAUGCGUGACAUCAUCAGUGUUCAUCUUAUUUACAAGUCAAAUCAUCAUGGCAAAAUAGCGUAUGUCAUUUGUUGAUGAACCGUAAACUGAGGUAUUUCAAGUGUUCUUUUGUUUGAUGAAACAAGUCCUGACGCUUUUCGCCUAAAACCCUUGGAAUAUUUCUGCAAUUUUACCCUCGGACAUCGAACAAGUCGAGAUUUCUGAACUGAUAAGACCAUACUUGGUAUUUAUACCUACAGUAUCGCAAUUUUAUCGAAGUUACUGCGACUUUUUAGGUUGUUUGAUUGCAAAUCAUUUCAAGGCAAUUAGGCCAGAGUUUUUAGAAGUUUUAGCUGAGUAAYUUGAAGAUGUCGAAUCCUAUGUUUUCGUUCUGGAGAUGCUGCGUGACGGGCGAUACAGACACUACAAAGCUUAAGAAGAAGAAGAAACAAGCAAAUGGACCUGUAGAAAACAACCACAAUGAAGGCCCUGCGGAUUUGAAAGCAGAGAAUUUAGAGCUUGAAUACCACACGAAYGGAGUAGAUGUAGAUCAACCACCUAGCUCGACUCCUAUGGCUGGAGAGAAGAAGGUUUACGACGAGGAAGAGAGCGGCUACAACCAAGAUGAAGUUGACAGCUCUAUUGCUCCUUCAGAAGUGGAAUGUAUGAGCCUUCCACCAUCUACGGUACAGAUCGUUAAAGAUGGYGGUAAUGAUGCGUCGACGCCGAGAGGAGAUAUUGGUUCUGGAGGAAGAAUCUAUUUGAAUGCCAAAUAUGACAAGAAAAGCAAUAAAGUUAACAUUAAAAUCAAUAAGAUCGAGUUUGGAGCUUAUCAAGAAUGGAAGAUGCAAGAUUUAGAAGUCAGUUGUAUGUUACUACCCAUGCAUCAACAGAGUUUCAGAAGGCGUUCGAAACGCUUCAGUGAACCCCUUGCAAUACAGCUGCCAACGAAGACUAAAAUGUCUGGGUCUUCUCUGAGAUUCAGGAUCUACGACCACAAGGCCAUCACUCGUAAAUACCUCAUAGGACAAGGACUGGUUAGUCUUGAAGACCUCAAGCUUACAGAUGGAGUCGAUGUGAAUAUCCUGCUUGAUCUCAAUUCACCUGAUACAUACGGUAUAGAUACGAGGUAUAUAUCAGGUAUAGACAGUGUUGGUCAAGCAGUCCCCGACACAGCUCGUCCAGAAAUGCUCAUCUCACUAGAGUAUCGUGCCCUCACACGAAAACUGAUCGUCGAGGUUAUCAAGACAAGAGGAUUAGGGAUGCUGAGUGGGUCCAAGCCGCAAGAUGUGAGCGUUGAGUUGAAGCUGAUUGGUGGAAAUAAACAAGUGUUGAGGAUCUGCCGUACGAGCGUCAAGAAACACGUCAUCGACACGGAGUUUAAUGAGAUGUUCAUGUUCCGACUUAACAUCGAACGUCUCAAGGAAGUUACUCUCCAAAUAUCUGUCAUUCGCUUCUCGGAAGUACGCAACAAGAAGGAGAAGAUUGGAGAGUGUUCUUUUGGUGUUGGGUCGUCUGGUAACGAACAGCAAGAACACUGGGACAAUAUGCUCAAGUCAGAAUCCAAAGCUGAAUACAAGUGGCAUCCAUUGUAUAAAUAACUUUGUAAAGUGAGAAUUCGUUGGAGAAGACUGUGAUGGCCUCUACUUUAAGAGUAAUCUGACGGUAAUAUUAGACAUUUCAAGGUUGUGAUUGGUUUAUCGUAACCGUGCCGUGCCAUUUCUAAGGUCGAGGGAAAAACUGGGUCGAGUUGACAUUGCAGUGCAUGGUGGGACUGUUUAGGGGACGAAAUAGACGCCAUCUUGGAAAUGUCCCCUCAAACAGCCCCACAAUGCACUGCAAUGCUAACUGGACUCAGUUUUUUCCUCUACCUCAAAAUAGAGUAGAUUUUCUAUGAUCGUGAAAUGGCACGGCACGGUUACGAUAAACCAAUCGCAACGCGCUAGAUUACUGAUCAUCCAAUCAAAUUGCUUAAACGCGGCAAAAGCACGAUCACGUAACGAUACGUCAUUACCGUGACUUCUUCACAAUCAUGCAAAAUCUAGCGACCAUYAUUGCCUGUCCGACGCAUUUAUUGGACUUUACGUAUUUAAUUUGAAAUAUCUGAACCAAUGCUUUUGAGGAAAUACAGAGAACUGGAUAACAGAGUGGAAUUGACGAAAAGUUAGUUUUCAAAAACCGGCCAAAUCAAAAGGGGCUUGAAUAGCUUUGAAAUGAAAAUGUAAAUGAUGCAUUCUAAGAAGUGAACGUAAAGUUUGAGGUUUUUUUUCCUUCUAUUUUUACCAUUUUUUCAUGAAAGACAAACCACGUGCUGAACAUGAACGAACAAACCAAAGGAUGGAUACAGCACGAUAUAUACUUGUUUCAAUAACAUUAAAAGUCACACGAAAAGCUACAAAGCUGAGACCAGCAAGGAUUAUGGGUAGAUAUAUUUUAUAUGAUUUAACCGCUUGAGAUCUUUUAUCAGUUACCGUUUUUCCUCCUGUGAACAUCCUCAAACUGCAGUUCGUAUCGAUAGAGGUUUUUAGAUGGCAGGAACAAUACAAUCAUUGUACAUGAGAAAAAAUUCAAUUCCCGAGAGCAAAGGGAUUUUAAUGCUCUGCUAUCUAACCAAAGGAAGCCCAAGUUGUAUUAUGGGCGCCGGCACGUGAUGGUGCAAAACCUCUAUACUUUUACUUAUUGGAUAUGAACAUGUUUCCCAUGAUCCUCAGCAGUCUCAUCUUUGUAGGUUUUUAAUGAUUUCUUUUAUUUGAAAUAAGUAUAUUAUCUCAAAAUGAUUCAUUAAUUUUUUUAGAAUAAAACCAACUGUUUCCCUCCAAUAGGGAUUUGAUACAAUACAGUGUCAAACAGAAAAGUAUGUUUAUUAUAAUCUUUAAGCAAAAAAUAGAUUCAUACAUUUGUAAAGUAAUUUGAAUUAACAUGCUGCUCAAUAACGACUAUUCCUUGCCAUUUCGAUUUUAAACUGAAAUUAAUGUUGUAUUUUCAUAAACUUGUUAUAAAAUAAUUUUGUUAAAUAAAUAAAGAAAUAAUAUUAUAUUACAGUACUCACAUGGGAAUUGUAAUUAAUAAUUAUCCAAUUGUYAUUAAAUUGUGCUAGUGUGAUUUUAAAUGGCCCGUGAAAUAAGUAAUGAUGAUAAAUAAGAAUAGUUAGUUUUGUGACUUACGAAGUAAAACAAAAGAUUAUUCAAUGGAUAAGGCGAAUUACCUUUCAUAUACUUAGGUUUAAACGGCGUCGAACUUCAUCUGAGCCGAACCUAAUGACAUCAAAGAAGACCGCCUUAUUGUCCAUUGUUUCAAUUAGGUUCGGCUCUUGUGAAGUUCGACGUCUGACCUGAGCAUAAUUCAAGUAUGUAUUGCCUCAAUAAAAAUUAAGGGUUUUGCACAAUUUAGUAUUAAUAAUUUAUUAAAGCUUUUUCGCGGUUUACUCUCAUCAGCACUAUUAAAUAAAUUUAGCUAGAAUUUUUCUCAUCAAAA
Messenger RNA from Actinia tenebrosa (Australian red waratah sea anemone), 3490 nucleotides. RefSeq names its product synaptotagmin-14-like. Gene Ontology annotation, molecular function: phospholipid binding. The record is from RefSeq and is a predicted model, not a curated record. NCBI's taxonomy places the organism in Eukaryota, Metazoa, Cnidaria, Anthozoa, Actiniaria, Actiniidae.